This is a messenger RNA of Yamadazyma tenuis ATCC 10573, 1865 nucleotides long. RefSeq lists its product as uncharacterized. Lineage: Eukaryota; Fungi; Ascomycota; Pichiomycetes; Serinales; Debaryomycetaceae. The record is from RefSeq and is a predicted model, not a curated record.
AUUUUUCUUAAGGGACCCGAUACUCAUAUCUUCAAUCCCUUUAAUAAUUCAUCACAUUCGCCUUCACUCAUUUAGUUGUAGUGAGUCUGAAUCAAUUGCAUUAGACUUUUUUGUGUCCCCCACGCAAGCCUCAGUAACCAACCUGAAUCAGCAAAUUUUCCUCGUUCUUGUGAACCAGGCACAACAGGGACAUUUUAUUAUAAUAUCAUCCUUUAUCCAUUGCAUUCUGCAUAAUCCUGACGACCACAUCGUUUUCUGUCGCUUGUUUCUGUUGGUCAUCCCAUUCAUUGCCGCUUUUUGCCCUUUAAAUGGUCCCCAACACCCUCCUUACACCCUAUCAAUCAUUGAGCAGUGUCAUGAAUAUGAACCUCCAAAACAACACCACGUCGGUGCCUGUUCUCGCACCGCCGCCAGUGGUGCCUCCCACUCCCAAGCGGAAGAGAGGUAGACCACCAAAACCUAACAACUUCAGCAGUAAAAUCACCAAAACCAUUAACAUUUCUGUUAACACAUCGCCGCUUUCCAACUCACCAGACGCCGAAAACAACUCGAACCAGACGGUCAAACGAGGAAUUCCCGAUAUCUUCACGCCUACUAUGCGAGUAAGUCCUAGCGCCGGUGCCAUCAGAAGACGGAAAAAAAGCUCUGUCGACAUGGGAAAUUCACCAGCUCGCCGCAAGAGUAGCGUGCAUAGCUUAAGCCAUGGCUCAUCUUCCAGCAGUUCUCAGAACUCCCCUGCCACUGACUACAUCAACUCACGGACCUUGGACAACAUUUCGCAGAUUACAAACCUGGGUCGAGGAGCGUACCAAUCUCCUCCACCGUCGGCCAAACAGCAAGGUCGUCAACUCGAUAAAAACUUAUUACCUCCGGUAUUAAUUCGUACUGAUAGGGCUGCCAGCCCUGUACAGGACUUGAGUGACUUUGGUGAUUUUAACUUGAAGCUCAUGAUUGACGAACUGGGCAAAGCCGUAUUGUCGCAGUCCCAGGCCAAUACUACCAUUGGCAUCCAGGGGCAUUAUGAUAGCGCUCCUACUACCACCGCUACCGGCGACUUGGACUACGGGCAGGCUCCCGUCCAGUACCACCACCAUCAACAACAACAACAACAACAACAACAACAACAAAGGCCCAUGCCCAUGAAGUAUCACUCGGACUACGCAUUUUCUGACACCAACCCUCCACAGACACCAAAGCAGAAGGACUACACUAUCAGCACCGGCUUGACGCCAUUGGGUUUUGGCGGAAACUAUUCCACCCCCCAGUUCAACUCGCUUAUGAACUCUAUCAUCACCUCGCCCAAAAAAGUUGGCAACAACAAUAACCAAUUUAUGUUCAACCAAGAGAUGUUCAUGAACAGCGGGUUCGAUUUCAUGAAUGGUAACCCAUUGCUUCAGGCACCCCAGCAACUGACGAUGAUGCAGCAACAGCAACAGUCACCCAGUGGAGGUCAGUUCAAUACUGGGUCAGUGGGUGCCAAUGUUGGCUACCAACCACAAAUGACUCAGCCGCUCCAGUUCCCAGACGACUCGGAUGCCCGGUUAGCGUUGAAAAAAAUCAUGCAUGUCAAGAGAAUAUAACGAGUUAGACGGUGAUUUCAUUUCUAUAGAGUAUAGCAUUAUAUCGGAAAAUGUAUUUUGGAAAAGUAUUAGUUAUAAAAUGCAAAGUUUAAUGUGAAAUUCGGACCAAAAGAUAGAGGUAAUGCACAUCAUGAUGACAUAAAUUGGGAUAUAAUUUUCGAAUUCAUGCAAUUGUUUAUAGUGAGUCCAAUUGACGCGGCCAAUGAGUUUAACCCGCGAGUAUUGACGCAUGCCGAAUGGCGGCAACUAAGUCGCAUGCAUAAUCUAUUCGAGGCCAGGAUUUAU